UCCGAACCCAUUAUAGAGCUUAUGUAGUUGACGUUAGUAGAACACGUUUUAUGCUCAACAUCUCAAAGCUUUUCUACUCGUAUUCGUCGUCGCGUAGCGUUUAUUUUUAAAGCUUUUUUAUUUUUUUAUUUCUAAAUCGCGUAACGCGACGCACAGUGUUGCCAUAAUAAUAAUAAUAAUAAUCAUUCGAUUACCGUUCGGAUAGAUGUGAUUUAUGACAGAAAAUUUGAUUAUUCGCAUUAGUCGUCCGGUCGGCAUCGCAGUGAUUAAAAUUCACCACCCAUUAUGUAUUUUACUACUUGAUUGUUCGCGUUUACUCGUCUGAAUUUGAGGGGUUUCCCGCAUUUAUCCGAAAGUGUUUCGCGUACAGCAGCAGGAAAAAAAUGUCAGUGACGGGCACAUCAUUUAAACCAAAAACAGCAGAAUGCUUCGUCCUCGAAUGCUCGAGUGAUAAUGAAAAAAUGCAGCAGCAGCAGCAACAUCAGCAGCAGCAAAAUGGCAAUAAAACAUUACCAGGCGAUCCUCAACUUAAAAACAAAUCGUGCGCGAAAAUGCGAGCCAAACCAAUUCUGACUGUGAUAAUAUUAGCUCUAGGAAUUACUUGUGUAUUUGCUUAUUUUAGUAAUCGAUAUUUCGAAAAGCAACAGUAUUGUCUGACGGCGUUAUGCAAACGUUCAGAGAGGCAUUUAUUAGAAUCGAUCAACGCGUCGGUUAAUCCUUGUGAUAAUUUUUACGAAUUCGCUUGCGGAAAUUGGAAAAGACGACAUCCUAUUCCUAGUGAUACGAUGAGUAUAGAUUUAUUCGUCGGAAUUCAGACACGAACUUCCAACCAAAUAGCUGAAUUCCUGAAACAAGCCGAUACCAGCAGCGAACCUCAAGCUGUUCAUGCAGCCAGAACACUGUUUAGAUCUUGUCAAAAAGCAGUCAACCUGAACAGAACUCUUGGAUUCCAACAAAUCAUCAACACACUGGAGGCAGUGAAUCUACCAGUUACUCCACAAUUUAGAGAUAAGUCUGAAAAUUUCUCAUGGAUCCAAACCGCAGUAUUAAGUAAAAAAGAAUUCGGUCAAAAUUUUUUCAUUGAAUUCAGUAUCUCGAGUGAUCCGAAAAAUCACACCAUUAGAAGACUAGCUAUCAGCAAACCAACUAGCACGAGUCCAUUGUCAACGCAUCGUUUUUUCGAACGUCACAUCAAUUCGGAAUUACAAUGUGAUGCAUAUCUGUACGAAAAUGAAACUCAAUUCUUGACCGAGAAAGAAGAUUUAGUCGACGAUGUUUUUUACGAAUUUGUAAAAAACGUAACAAAAUAUUUCUACGAAGAGGAAGAGCAACUUUGGACUGAUGAAACAGAUGAUGAUUUCAAUGAACUGAUGGUGCAGUUCAUAAGAUUCAACGAUGAAGUGAAUGACCUCAUGGACAUGUAUUAUGACAAAAGCCCCUUGAUACCAGAAUACGUAACAGUCGAAGAACUACAGAGCUUAAUCGAUAUGAUCUCCGAAUGCAACAAUAUUAAUUCUAUAAUGAACUGGACAAUGUACUUUAUGUGGAUGUUCGAAGAUAUUGAAUCUGUGGAGUUGGACUUUGAAGACAGGGAUCAAACCAUAUUAAUAGUGAACAGAGAAUAUUUGACUGCUAUAUUUAAAUUAUUGGCAAACACACCACCUUACGUUAUGGAAUUUUACAUGUGGUGGAAAACGGUAUAUGGAAUAAUACCACUCACAGUCAGCACACUUAACGAACCGUACGACGAAUACUACGAAUUAGUUUCCGGUAGUGCAAAAAGAUCACGAGAUUUGUAUUGUGCUGAUAUUGCUAAUGAAGCUUUGGGUUACGCUGUGGCAUAUUUCAUAGUCUAUGAUGACGCUAUCAAACACAAUAUGGCCAAGAUUUCAGAGAUGGUUGAUAAUAUUCAGUUGGCAUUUUUAGAAGAAAUCGACAACCUAGAUUGGAUGGAUGAAGUAACUCGUGCCAGAACUUUGAGAAAGUUAAAAGCUAUGAAAAAAAAUAUUGGAUAUCCCGAGUGGAUGAACCGUCCAGAGGAAUACGACUUGUAUUACGAUAAUUUGACAAUGUACGAAGACGAUUUUUAUAACAAUGUGCUGUUAGAAAACAAACGACAGUUCUAUUACAUGCUCGAGAAUUAUCACGAGUUGGAUUCCGAAGAAAGCGACGGUUGGACCAGCAAUCCACUAGAUGUAAACGCGUUCAAUAAUAUCGAAGAGAAUACAAUAAUGAUUCCUGCGGGCAUAUUUCCAUUCCCAUUUUAUCAAUUAGGAUUAGAAUCGCUGAAUUAUGGUGCCAUUGGUACAGUGAUUGGUCACGAGUUGACUCAUGGUUUUGACAAUACAGGAAAAGAAUAUGAUGACGAUGGUCAUUUGAAUGCUUGGUGGUCCAAUGAAACAAGACAAGAAUUCGAAGAAAAGGCAGAAUGUUUUAUCAAUCAUUACGAUAGGUUUAAUUUCACUGGUUUGGAAGACGCCGAUAAUGAAACAAGGCUGGAUGGAUCUCAAACUUUAGAUGAAAACAUAGCUGAUAAUGGAGGCCUGCGAAUUGCAUUUUACGCUUAUAAAAAUUAUGUUGAGAAAAAUGGCAGAGAAAAACUGUUGCAAGGCUUAAAAAAAUAUUCCAACGAUCAGUUGUUCUUCUUGGCCUUCGCUAAUACGUGGUGUGAACAUGGAUCCAGUAAAUCAUUGAAGAUCAGUUUAACUGACGAACAUAGUCCUAAUUUCGUCCGAGUUUUAGCUACAUUGAUUAAUUCGAAAGAAUUUUCAGAAACAUGGAAAUGCCCGAAAGGUACUCCGAUGAAUCCAGAAACGGACAAAUGUCAAAUAUGGUGAAAUAAAACGUUCCGUUACUUAUCUCAACGUGUUUUGAAGUUACCCAGACUUGUGCAAACAUUUUUUUCUCAUUUUUUCAUACGAAGCAUUUUAUGUGUUUUUUUUUGUCUUUCGAGGCUAAUGAUAUUUUUUAUCUGAUUUUUUUAAAAAUGAAAUCGAAGAUCAUUUGUUGACUUGAUUCAUUUUUUAUUCGAGUAUUUUGCUAAUUUGUUUUCAUAUUUUAUGCUCCUUUGAUGAUGGGAGUUGAAUUGAUCAUCAAUACUUCAACAGUCAAUUUUUUUGUAAUGUUUCAUUAGUCGAAUAUUUACAAAAAAAAAAAAAAAAAAAAAAGUAAA
Messenger RNA from Planococcus citri (citrus mealybug), 3172 nucleotides. Its product is annotated as endothelin-converting enzyme homolog. Gene Ontology annotation, cellular component: plasma membrane. Gene Ontology annotation, molecular function: metalloendopeptidase activity. The record is from RefSeq and is a predicted model, not a curated record. The transcript is spliced from 20 exons. Lineage: Eukaryota; Metazoa; Arthropoda; Insecta; Hemiptera; Pseudococcidae. Bases 384 to 2837 code for a protein of 817 amino acids. Gene Ontology annotation, biological process: protein processing.